This is a messenger RNA of Neoarthrinium moseri, 498 nucleotides long. RefSeq lists its product as uncharacterized. The coding region runs from base 1 to 498 and encodes 165 amino acids. The transcript has a single exon. Lineage: Eukaryota; Fungi; Ascomycota; Sordariomycetes; Amphisphaeriales; Apiosporaceae. The record is from RefSeq and is a predicted model, not a curated record.
AUGUACUACGCAUCCCUUCUGGGCUUCGAGGAUAAAGUGCGCAAAGUGUGGGCUGACGGCUCACAAUUGUCCAUAGCUCGAGGCGCCCAUGGAAACGCCUUGAACGCCGUGGCUAUUAGAGGCAAUCUAAACAUAGUUCGAUGGAUCAUGCAGAUGUACCACGACCCGAUAGAAAUUCUACAUAUGGAUAGCAUUGCGCGAGAAGUAGGAGCCAAUGCAAAAGAUAUCAUUUUUGAGUUAUGCAGCCGAAUACCAGCUUCUGAAAUUACAGAGCGGGUGCUCACUUCCGCUGCACAGAAUUGGGACAGUGGCCGUGCGGUGAUGGAGCUACUUCUCGAGAAGAAGGGUGACGAGAUCCAGAUCACGGAGGGCGUUAUUACGGCUGCUAUAGAAAAUGAGUAUAGUGGCCGUGAGCUGACAGAGCUGCUUCUCGAGAAGAAGGGCGAUCAGAUCCAGAUUACCGAGGGCGUUAUCACGGCUACUGUAGGGAAUCUCUGA